AUGCAUACUUAUCCGAACCCCUCUAGUAUAUAGAAACUAGUGUUUGAUCAAAGAUUUUCAUAUCUCAACAAAUGGAAGAGGUGAAAGUUAUUGGAGCUUCGCCGAGCGCAUUCUGUGUUAGAAUUGAAUGGGCUUUAAUGCUCAAGGGUAUAACAUAUGAGUACAUAGAAGAAAACUUGAAAAGGAAGAGUAACCUGCUUCUCCAAUCUAAUCCUGUUCACAAGAAGGUUCCGGUGCUGCUGCACAAUGGAAAACCAAUCUCUGAAUCUUUAGUCAUCCUUGAGUACAUAGAAGACACAUGGAAACACAACCCUUUAUUGCCUGCAGAUCCUGUCGACCGGGCCACGGUGCGUUUCUGGGCAAAAUAUAUUGAUGACGAGUGUGUGUUUAGUGCUUUGGCUGCUUACCGUGCCCAAGGACAUGAAAAAGAGAAAGCUGUAGAGUCUGCACAACAAAAACUAGAAGUUCUCAACGAGCAGGUUCAAAACAAGAAACUAUUUGGUGAAAAGUGAAAACACGAGUUUCCUCGGCUUGGUUUUGGGUCCUAUACCUCACUGGCUACAGUUUAUAGAAGAACUUGAAGGUAUAAAGCUACUUGAUCCUCGUAAGUUUCCAUCACUGUAUGAAUGGACUCAGAAAUUUGCAGAAACCCCGUUGCUCAAAGAAAAAAUGCCAAAGAAAGAUGACAUGAUCAACUACUUCCGAGCUAACCAGGAAAACGCUUAAAGAUUACAAUCCUGUUGAAUUUCCUAACUACAUAGAGGCAAAAACCUUAUAAUAAAGUUGUUAUUGAAUGCUUCGAGAAGUAUUUCCUUUAAAAAUAACGUCGAUAGCAGUGAAAUGUUGUCUUUUUUAAUAUUUA
This is a messenger RNA of Pistacia vera, 862 nucleotides long. RefSeq names its product probable glutathione S-transferase. Gene Ontology annotation, molecular function: glutathione transferase activity. Gene Ontology annotation, cellular component: cytoplasm. Lineage: Eukaryota; Viridiplantae; Streptophyta; Magnoliopsida; Sapindales; Anacardiaceae. Gene Ontology annotation, biological process: glutathione metabolic process. The record is from RefSeq and is a predicted model, not a curated record. The transcript is spliced from 2 exons. Bases 72 to 512 code for a protein of 146 amino acids.